Molecule: messenger RNA, 3121 nt
Organism: Mangifera indica (mango)
Lineage: Eukaryota; Viridiplantae; Streptophyta; Magnoliopsida; Sapindales; Anacardiaceae
Exons: 7
Coding region: 601-2898 (765 amino acids)
Source: RefSeq, a predicted model, not a curated record
GCGGCACAAAAUUCAUAGUACAUGUGGCAGGUCUUUAUUGGAAUUAAUUGAAAAUAUUUUUCCGAUUACAGUCUCUUCUUGAACCUAAUCGACCCUCGUCUUGUUUUCAAAACUCACCGGCCGUAUCACUGUGAAUUCCGUUACGGCACCGGAAGCUGCCAUGGAAAGGUUUCUGUUGUUCGGAAUUUAUUUUUCUUCCCUCGAAUUUCUUUAUGUUGUUGUGAACUUCUUUUUAGCAAUUGGUUCUUCUCCCAAGUAUAUGCCAGUAGAUUGAACCUCUUUUUGGGUCAAAAUCGAAUAUCCUUUCCUAUCGAUAAUACGGUUUCUUGAUUCUUGUUUGUUUUGUGUACUAAUAAGCAUUCAACGAGAUAUGCAAGCAUUUUGUUGUAUGAUUGGCAAUCAAUACUCAUGAGGAGCUGAUAGUUUGUUUCUAAGGAUUAUGCGUGCUCCUUCGUUAGUUUGUCUUGCUUAUACCGUGACAUUUAACGAAAAUGUGAUUAAGUUAGGCGCGUGCUUAUCAUCUGAAGCCAUUGCAUGAAGUACUAGCGUGGAGUAAAGGUCAAACUAUUCGGAAGUUUUGACUUUUGAGAUUUGCAAUAAAUGGGUUCUGUGACUGAGUUUUCUUCUGGAAAUCCAAACCUUCCAUGGCUUUGGAUUAUUGAGUAUGCAGCCAGCUUCAAGCAAGUAGACACGUCUGUUUUACACGAUUUGGUUGAAAUGGCCCCACAGUUACCUGAUGAUUUAGCAAAAAAUACGACGGGAAUGGUUGCUUUGAGAUGUUUGGAGGAUAUGUUUGGUGAUGCAAAUGAACAUAUUAAUGACUUCCUUUCAGAGACAGAGGUGAAAGUUGGGUUUGCUUUAUCAGAAAGCUGUGAAGAUGUUCUCCAACGCAUACUGCAGGAGACACCAGCAUCAGAUCUUAAAAUGGAUGGACCAGAGUGGUUGAAAUGGGAUGUACAUCCCUUUAUUAUUCAUAAAAGAGCUUUUAUGCCUAAAUGUGCUUUACAACAGCUGAAAGAUAUGAUUCUUGAAGGUAAUAAUCCAUUGGCUGCCUCCUUGAAGGAAAGUAGUGGGCUGAUGUGUGUAAAUAGGAGUGGCAGAAUCCACACUGAUGAUGUCAAUCAUAAUGCAAGGACAUGGAGAUUUAAUGAGACUGGUGCUCAUGUUCAAACAACAUCUAUGAAUGAGAGCUUGAUCCUGCCAACCUGUGAAAAUGUGAAUGAACUAACUGGAGAUAAUUUGCAUAAUACAAAAAUAUUACCUUCUAAGAGAAACAGAAAAGAAUCAAAUACCUUGGCUGAUGAUGAAAAUAUGGCAGGGGACAUCAAUGAAAACCAAGGGGAAUUUGAUCUUCAUUCUAAUGUCAAAAACCUUAAGCAAGAUACAAAGUUUGCCAACCUAUCAAUUCAACAGCACUCGGUUCCUUGUUUGCAGUUGAUGGAAAAUAUUCCUGAAAGAAUUGUUAGAGUUAAUGAAGGAGAAGAUUGUGAUGUUGCAAACAAAUAUCAAGAUGCAAGCAUGGAGGAAAGCCAGUUUCCAGAGGAUGGCUGUGCAGAGAGGCUUGGACAGAAUGGACAGAAUGGUGAUCUUAAUGAUGAUCAAAUUAAGCAUAAUCAGACAAUAGUUAAUCAUAUUCCUGAUAAAAUGCCUCGAGGUACAUAUGGGGAUGAAUCUAUUCAAAAUGUAUUAUUGGAUGAUGUCAAUCUUACUGAACCAAGAAUAUCAAUGGAUGCAGCCUUAUUGCAAACACAGCGAAAUGACUAUGCAGAUGAGUCCAGAGGUCAUUCAGAGCCUUUGCAUGAAGAAGAAUUGUCAAGUGAUAAUGAUGAAUAUUUGAAUGAGAGAAUUGAUGUUGCCAAGAGGAAGAGUCGUUUCUUCAGCUCCCAAUGCUUAGGUAAUGAUUUCCUGGCAGCAAGCAGCUUGACAGAACAAAACCUUUGUGUGAAAUGUAAUAAAGAUGGUCAGUUGUUGGUUUGUCACACAAGUAGUUGCCCAUUGGUGGUUCAUGAGGAUUGCUUGGGUUGCCCUGCAAACUUUGAUGAAACGGGAAAUUUUUAUUGUCCAUUUUGUGCAUAUUCCCUUGCAAUUUCUGAAUACCUUGAAGCUAAGAAAAAAGCUUCCAUAGCAAGGAAGAGAUUAGCUGCUUUUUUUCAUAAGAGUUUGGAGCAGCAUUCGAAGGAACCUGCUAAGGAGUUGCACGGAAAAGGGCAGACUCAUUCAAGACAAAAUGGAAACAAGGAAAUUUUUGAGAACAGUCACUUGGGAGGGCGAGAACAUAACCAAGUGAAUCUAAAUGGCCAGCAUGUACAUGAUCUCAGUGAUCAUCUAUGUCAGGAAAGUAUCGGUAAUAGGAAUCAGUCAGAGCCUUCUGCAUCAUGUUUCAAAAACAAUUUGCAUUGGAGUGAAGAAAUGGAAAAUGUAGUUAGUGCAACAGUUUGUGUUUCUAACAGAGAAAAGGUAGGGAAAGAGAAUACGGUUAAAGAGUUCCCAUCUUUAAAAUUGCUUGGAGAACAACAGGAUCAAGCACAGGCUAAUUGGAGGUCUGAUGAUGAUAAUUUAACCUGUAGAGAUAUAGUUGUAGCUCCUGUGGAUCUGAGGGAUGCUGAAGGGGAAAACGAUAUGUUUUCAAAUUACUCUAUACGUGUCCGCAGGCAAGAGAGACAGUAUACAUACCCUGCAAUUCCUCAGUUGAGAAGGAAAAAAGUUCCAUGGACAGCUAAAGAGGAAGAGAUGCUUAAGAAGGGGGUCAGGAGAUUUACUACUAGUGUCAAUGAUAGAAAUAUUCCAUGGAAGAUGAUUUUAGAAUUUGGUAGUUCUGUGUUUCUGAAAGGUCGUACGGCCAUAGACUUGAAGGAUAAAUGGAGAAACAUGUGCAAAGGAAGUCCAAGAGCCAAAUGAAAUGUUGUCAUCGCCCUCAUUUUUCUCAGGUAAAUACAUUUUACUAUCUUCUCUGCAUCUCUAAUAUUAUUUCAUAGUGGACCAGUUAAUAGUCAAAGAUUAUGUCAAUAUAAAUCUGACGUGAUAUACUUGCUGUAUGCAAGUUUUACUCCUAGAUCACCAUUUCUGUAAAUGAUUGUUAUCUACUUAAUAUGGAAUCUACGAGGAAAAGAUCUUGUAAGGA